Molecule: messenger RNA, 8100 nt
Organism: Gavialis gangeticus (Gharial)
Lineage: Eukaryota; Metazoa; Chordata; Crocodylia; Gavialidae
Gene: DENND4C
Product: DENN domain containing 4C
Exons: 31
Coding region: 37-5862 (1941 amino acids)
Biological process (GO): regulation of Rab protein signal transduction
Cellular component (GO): cytoplasmic vesicle
Molecular function (GO): protein binding
Source: RefSeq, a predicted model, not a curated record
GGAAUUUUUUUAUUUUUAGGAAAUUGAGAUACAGCCAUGAUAGAAGACAAGGGUCCAAGGGUGGCUGACUACUUUGUAGUGGCAGGACUGACUGACACUUCAACUCUUCUGGACCAAGAAAUAAGCCGCUGUGAAACAAAAUCAACCGGUCCAAAGGCUCCAAUUACAGACAUUGCUGUCAUUAUCAAGUCAGCCGGUGAAACUGUCCCUGAGGGUUACACCUGUGUUGAAGCCACCCCCACAGCCCUUCAAGCCAACUUGAACUACGGCAGUCUUAAAAGUCCAGAGCUUUUUCUUUGCUACAAGAGGGGCUGGGACAAACCACCUCUUACAGACAUUGGAGUUCUAUAUGAAGGGAAAGAACGGGUAAUUUCAGGCUGCGAGGUGAUCCAGGCUACUCCAUAUGGCCGAUGUGCCAAUGUUAACAACAGUUCAGCUACUUCCCAACGAAUCUUUAUUACCUUUCGAAGGGCUCCUCCUGUUCGGCCUCAGAAUUCUUUGGCUGUAACAGAUAUUUGUGUUAUUGUGACCAGCAAAGGAGAAACCCCUCCCCAUACGUUCUGCAAAGUUGACAAGAACUUAAAUUGUGGCAUGUGGGGGUCCAGCGUGUACCUUUGUUACAAAAAGUCUGUGCCAGCUUCCAACUCAAUAGCAUAUAAAACUGGCUUGAUUUUCAGAUAUCCAGAGGAGGAUUAUGAGUCAUUCCCAUUGUCAGAAUCUGUUCCUCUAUUUUGCCUUCCAAUGGGAGCUACUAUUGAAUGCUGGGAUCCUCAAACCAAAUAUCCACUACCAGUGUUCUCAACAUUUGUACUGACUGGUUCUUCUGCAGAAAAGGUCUAUGGUGCUGCUAUUCAGUUUUAUGAGCCUUAUUCCAGGGAGCUGCUAACAGAAAAGCAGCAACUGCAGCUGAGCCUCCUGACAGCUGUGGGGAGAAAAGUGGCUACUGCCAAGUCCAUCAAUUCCAACAAAUGUAUCUGCCUUCUCUCACAUUGGCCUUUCUUUGAAGCCUUUCGAAAAUUUCUUAUGUUCAUCUACAAGCUUUCUGUUUCUGGGCCUCAUCCUCUUCCCAUUGAAAAGCAUAUAUCCCACUUUAUGCAUAAUAUACCUUUUCCUUCACCUCAAAGGCCAAGGAUCCUUGUACAGCUUUCUGCCCAUGACGCAUUAAUACUGUCUCAACCAGUUUCUACACCUUUACCACUCAGUGGAGCAAACUUCAGCACCCUGCUAAUGAAUCUUGGACCAGAAAACUGUGCUACUGUGCUACUCUUUGUACUCUUAGAAGGCAAGAUCCUAUUGCACUCCCUUAGACCAGCUGUGCUGACGGGUGUAGCUGAAGCUGUAGUAGCUAUGAUAUUUCCAUUCCAAUGGCAAUGUCCAUACAUCCCCCUCUGUCCUUUGUCUCUGGCAACGGUGCUCAGUGCUCCUGUUCCAUUUAUAGUUGGAGUUGAUUCACGAUACUUUGAUCUGUAUGAUCCACCACAGGAUGUUGUUUGCAUUGACUUAGACACAAACAUGGUGUACAUUUCAGAUGAUAAGAAGAGUACGAACUGGAAGCAGCUUCCUAAGAAGCCAUGCAAAAUUCUGUUGAGCACUUUAAAGAAACUACAUCCACAGUUAGCAUCAGUUCACAGAAAGACACAAGAAGGUUCUGCAGUGGAAAUGACUCCUAUAGAGGCAGAUUUCUCUUGGCAGAAGAAGAUGAUGGAACUUGAGAUGGAAAUCCAGGAGGCUUUCCUACGCUUCAUGGCAUCUAUUUUAAAGGGGUACAGACCAUUCCUCAAGCCAAUCACACAGGCACCUUCAAAUAAAGCUACUGCUGCUGAUUCCUUGUUUGACCAUCAAGGGUUUUUAAAAAGUAGAGACCGUGCCUACACAAAAUUUUAUGCACUUCUAACAAAAACACAGAUAUUUAGCCGCUUCAUAGAAGAGUGCAGUUUUGUGAGUGACAAGGACACUGGCUUGGCAUUUUUUGAUGACUGCACAGAAAAGGUUGAUGUUGACUCUGCAGAGGACACACGGUUGAUUGAGCUUGAUGAGUCACAGAAGAGUGAACACACAGUGUUUAUAAUGCCUCCAGAACCUCCCCCUGAAGAUGGACAGGACUGGGCCCCUAAGUACAGCUAUAAAAACUUCCCAAGACUAGACUUGAAGAUAUUUGACAGGCCACAGGAGCUCAAACUUUCUUUCAACAGACACCCAGCUGGAGGCAGCAUUUCAAAUAGCCCAGCACUCAUGGCAAAAAGAACAAAACAGGAGAUAAAAACAGCCCAUAAAUUAGCCAAGAGGUAUUACACAAACCCCCCACAGUGGGCCAAGUGUCUCUUCAGUCAUUGUUACAGUCUGUGGUUUAUUUGUCUGCCAGCCUAUGUCAGAGUUGCCCAUCUUAAGGUCAAAGCACUGCAGCAGGCAUAUGAUGUUCUCAUUAAAAUGAGAAAAACUGACGUGGAACCACUUGAUGAGGUAUGCUAUAGAGUUGUAAUGCAGCUGUGCGGACUUUGGGGCCAUCCUGUUCAGGCAGUGAGAGUCCUUUUUGAAAUGAAAAAUGCUGGAAUACAACCAAAUGCGAUCACCUAUGGUUAUUAUAACAAGGCAGUUCUGGAGAGCCCAUGGCCCAGCAGUAACCGCAGUGGUAUAUUUCUGUGGACAAAGGUACGGAAUGUGGUCCGUGGCAUGGCACGAUUUAGGCAGUGCCUAAAAAAAGCAACACGGAGUUCACAGGUCCCGGUGAUACCAGUUCCACGGAAUGCCAUGGGUGGAAGUGAUGGGGACACGGUGAGCCAUGGUAGCGUGGAUAGUUCUAAUGAUGCUAACAGUGGGGAGCACACACUCUUCGUCAGAAACUUAGUCAGGCUUGAUUCCAUUGAUAAUCACUGUAGCACAGGUGGUCAGUCAGACCAGGGGUAUGGAUCCAAGGAUGAACUUGUACGGGAGGAUGGAUAUAGGCUUCGUACAAAUGGGACACUAAUGGGAAAAAAAUUUUCUAAAACUGAAGACUUGACAAAAGAGGUCUGUGUUGCGGAUGACUCUGGUGAAAAGCAGCAGCUGAAUACAGAACUUCACAGUAUGACAGAGCCACCCAUCUGGGGAAACAGUAUUGUGAAAGUUCCAUCUGGCAUUUUUGAUGGCACUGGCAGAAAAAGCAGUGGUGGAACUGCAUCUACCCUACUCUUCAUGGCUCAGGAUUCCAUUGAAGAUUCAGUCUUUGAUGAUGCUUCUCCCAGGAAAACAAGUGAAAAAGGACAAAAGAGACAGAAACUUUUUUCAGAGAGGAGCUGCAGUUUUAGCAGUGAAAGCAGAGCAGGUAUGCUGUUGAAGAAAAGCAGUUUGGACUUGAUUUCUAGUGAAAUUGCAAUAAUGAUGGGAGCAGAUGCCAAGAUUCUCACAGCUGCUUUAUCUGGGACCAAAAUAUCACCUACACAUACUGUUAAAUCCCUUAACUUUGACAGUAUGGGUGACCAGCAGGUCCCUGGGCUGAGUGGUAAUAGGACUCAUAUGAAUAAAGGUACUUGGGAAUUGGAACAUAGGUCAUCACCAGUGAUGGAGGAGCCUGAGGAAGGGCCAGAACACCUUGAGAAUGGAAGUGAUGACAAUGCAGACAAAGCAGAAAACCACCUUACCAAACUGCUGGCUGGUAAUCAGUCCACAAAUGGGAAAAUGGAACCCAAAGAUGCAGUGAAUAAAAGGAAUAGCUUGUAUGGAGUUGUUAAGCCUGUAGAAAGGGAAGAUGUUGAAGUGGGCUCGGAUCCUUUGUCUCUGCUGGCUACUGAAAGCAUAGAGCCAAAAUGCUCAGAGACUGAGGAAAAGACGACACCAGUUGUAUCGCGUUAUCUGGCUGAUGAAAUAGAAAGCUACAUGAACCUUAAAAGCCCUGUUGGUAGCAAAUUUCCCAGCAUGGAGUUACACAAGGAAGAGAGCAGAAAAACAACAGUAUCUAGUACACUUGAUCACUCCCAAGACAAGAGAUCAAGCCUACCUUCAGAUUCCAUUCCACCAGUUCCAGAUCAACAUGAAAGUAGGAAGAGCCCUUCAGUUUCCAGGUCCAAAACCUUUGCUGGGCGACCAAAACAACCGUCCCGUUCACGAGCGCAGAAGGAACGGUCUUCAUCUGUAACGGGGCUGGGUCAUUCUCCUCAGCAUGGCUCACUGGGGUCUGUGGUUACGACUUUAUCCAGUCUGAAGUUAGAUAACAUACUUUCUGGACCGAAAAUAGACGUUCUGAAGUCAGGCAUGAAACAAGCAGCUAACGUAGCCAGUAAGAUGUGGGGAGCUGUAACCUCAGCCUACAACUACGCAGAAGAUGAGGAAGAAACUCAUCAGCAAGACUUCCCCUUUCCCACUGGAUUAGAAGACCACCUUUUAGGAGAUAACCUGUCACCAAAAACAGGAAUCCUGGGGCUGGUAACCAGUGAGCUCACACAGAGCACUACCAGUCUAGGUAGCAGCAACAGCAGUGGAGAUGUAGGAAAACAGCAGUACCCAACAGGUGAAAUUUCAUUCCCAAGAAGCAUGAAAGGUCUGGAUUCUGAGAAGUCAGAACAUGGCUCCUCCCACAAUACGAGUUUAUCUAGCAUCUUCCAGAACUGUGCAAUGGAGGUUUUGAUGUCAAGUUGCUCGCAAUGUAGAGCAUGUGAAGCUUUAGUUUACGAUGAAGAAAUUAUGGCUGGAUGGACUGCAGAUGAUUCUAACUUGAACACCACUUGUCCCUUCUGUAAAAGCACUUUCUUACCUCUUCUUAAUGUGGAAUUUAAAGACUUGCGUGGCUCUGCUAGCUUUUUUCUGAAACCAAGUACCUCUGGAGAUAGUUUACACAGUGGUAACAUUCCAAUAACUACUGAUCCUCUGGAGCUGAAACCUGCAUCCAGCUCUGCUGUUGCUGAUUUGAUGAGUUUUUCAGAUCAUCCUAGCUCCAACCAGACCAUAGUUGAAGAAACAAGCUCUACACCUGAGCAGAGUAAUAAGCCUGAAGAACAGAGUAAGGGCCCCAGAGCAGUGACAACAUCUGGCAACAAUCCACAAAAACGAGAAGCAUCUUUGACUCGGAGCCAUAGCGUGGGGGGCCCCCUGCAAAAUAUUGAUCUGUCACAGAGACCAUCUCAUGGAAUUUCAACAGUUAGCCUUCCAAACAGUUUGCAAGAAGUUGUGGAUCCCUUAAGAAAAAGGCCCAAUCCUCUUCCCGUCUCUGUACCUUAUUUGAGUCCUCUGGUGCUGCGUAAAGAGCUUGAAUCCUUGUUGGAGAAUGAGGGGGAACAAGUGAUACAUACAUCCACAUUCAUCAACCAGCACCCCAUCAUUUUCUGGAACUUGGUUUGGUAUUUCCGGCGCUUGGAUCUACCUAGCAACUUGCCUGGGCUCAUUUUAACCUCAGAACAUUGUAACGAGGGAGUGCAGCUUCCUCUGUCAUCUCUGUCACAAGACAGCAAGUUAGUGUACAUCCAGCUACUGUGGGACAACAUCAAUCUCUAUCAGGAGCCAGGCGAGCCUCUGUAUAUAUCCUGGAGAAAUUUGAAUUCAGCAGAGAAGAAACCAUCCACAACUUCAGAAGACCAGCAGGCAAUAAGCACUUUGUUAGAGAACAUCAAACUAAGUAUUCAACACAAUAAUGUUCUUAAACCAAUCAACUUCCUUCUGCAGAAAGUUCAACCAGGUGUCAAACGACAAAGAAGUUUUUACCGAGAAAUCCUGUUCCUGUCUUUGGUGUCCCUUGGCAGAGAGAACAUCGACAUUGAGGCCUUUGACAGUGAGUACAGAAUUGCAUAUAAAGGCCUAGCUUCUGAUGUGCUUGAAAAGAUGCAGAAAAUGGAUGCACCUCCAGGCAGCAGGGUGGAGUGGUGCAGAAAAUGUUUUGGAGCCCCUCUCAUUUAAAAGUAAGGAGAAAUACCACAGAACUUUCACAAGACAAAGCAGGGGUGGGACAAAACUGGGAGCAUACAAAUGUGGAUUUCAGUUCCCAAAAGAUGAUGCAAAACAGCAAGCUGGUGUUAAAUCUCUUGCGGCUAACCUUUGCAUUUUAUUUGUCAUCUCAUGCAAUAGUGUAAAAUAUUCUAAAAUACCUUUGGACCUUGUUUAUAGCUAGGGUUAUUCCACUCUUCAAUCACUGAUCUGCCUUUUACUGCUUGUUUGUAUGUAUGUUUUUCUUCCUUCUCAUCCCCUAUCUCCAGUUGCAUAGAGGGAGGAGAUAAAUAAGAGCAUUUAAUUGGUGGCUGCCUUAAGGUCCAUCAGUACUAAAAUAUUUUAUUGAAAUACCUUUCUAGUGCACCAGCUUAAGUGUGACAGUACUCCUAUGGACUGACCAUAAGGUAAAGAGAGGGAUCUGUUGUAUAUGUGUUCAUUGUGUAUGUAUUGGAACCCUUGGACUGCAAGUUGCCAUACAUUUUCCUUAGACAGUGGUCAUUAUACCAAACAGUUAGUUAGAUGCGACUAUUUUGAUAGAUUUCCCUGUCCAGGUCGAUCAAAAACAUCAGUUGACAGACUUUAACCCUCUGCUUUGACUGCAUUUAAAAGCUGUUUAAUUUCUCUACUCAUAGUGUCCUGCUCUGUGAAUUUGGAGAUAACUGUGAAUAUAUGACUGUAUUCUUCCAAACAGUGAUGCGCUGCUUUCCUGAGUGGUUUGGAGAAGGGUGUUUUUCUGUAAGUCAGGGAGGUAACUAAGGGUGGUACCCAAAGGGAUUAACAAAAUCAAAAAUUGUCCAGAAAUUAAGCUUUUUAGAGAUGUUUCAAAACAAAAAAGUGUCCCUUAGGGUGAAUUUGCAGCUUCAGAUAACUGCCCCCCUCCUGGGUCUUGAUCUCUCUUUUUUUAAACCUGUGGGAAAAUUACUUUGCACUGUUACGUCCAAAUUCAAUAUUUUUAUUACACAUAUUAAUAAAUGUGUUCUUCAAGUUGUGUAUGCAGAGAACAAUUCAAGAGCUUAAGUGAAUGGUAUUAAGAGUUAAAACCCUCUUUAGUUUCUUGCUGGUACAUGAGAACUUGUUCACCUCCUGUUCCUACUGAAUGAUAACACUACGCAUGCCCUUGGCAACCUGCAGUCAAACACUGAUUUGGGAUUUUUAAUGUGUCCAAGGGUAGAUACACGGCAACAUUUGUGGUGCUGUUUCUGUUGAAAUCAUAGGAGAAAUUGCAUCAGCGCAUGUCUAUAUUUUACCAGUAACUUCACUCAUGGGAGAAACAGCAAGGAGAAGGGAUUCAUGGAUUAUUAGGAGCAUAACUGAAAAAGCACAAUCGCACUCUAAGCUUGAAUGUAUUCUGUUCAGACUGCUGCCUUACUUUACUAGUAUCCCACACUCCAGGAUUUUGACUUUCAAAAACAAUCAGGGCAUGAGGAUCUUUUUUAAGGUAGCUGAAAUCCCUCCUCAAAAACACAGUGCUUUCAACAAGUUGCUGACAUGUCCUUCAAGCAAUGGUUUUUAAACUAUUUGUAGCAAACUUUUUUGCUUUGUAGGCUGGAUCUGUUGUUUUUAAAGUAAAAAAUGGCUGAUCCUUAACUAUGUUGGUGGGUUAAGUAGAGAUGGAAACAUUUCUCCACAUUAAAACAUAUGCAUUGUUACUACUUAGAAACAGAGGGGUAAAAAAAAGGAACUUUUUUUUUUUACUUUAGCCUUUGGAGGCUAAUUGUUCACAGAUGUAGGAACAACAAAACCAUGCCACUUGUUAAACGUAUGUUCUAAUCGUGUUCAAUUUUCAUUUUUCUUCCCAACAAUAUAAGACAUGUGCAAACAAUUCUUUAAACUAAAUAAAAAUUCCUACAAAGUGCUCUCCCAAGCAUUUUUAUACUAGCAUUAUAGUAGUGAUUAAACAAAUAAGAAUAGCAAAGAUUGUGCCUUAUACUUCAGCACUACCUUUAAAGCCCCCAAAACUAAUUUAGCAUAUUCCACUGGUAACCCUGAAUAAGCAACUAAACCAUGUGGCUACUUAGAGCAAUUUAAAUGACAAUACAUUUUGAGUACACUUAUGCUGAUCCAGUUCUGUAAACUAUACAGGUUAAAACGGUAUGCUAAAGACUUUUGAGAGGUAGCAGCUAGAUUCCUUUCUAUCCUGUAACCAUCGGAGAUUAGGAUCUAUCAUCGAAGCACCUUUUGUGUAGUGACUCACCUCAUCCAUUGUUA